GCCAGUCAGUGCCACCUAUCAGUGCCAGUCAGUGCUGCCUAUCAGUGCCCAUCAGUUCCACCUAACAGUUCCAGUCAGUGCCACUUAACAGAGCCAGUCAGUGCCGCCUAUCAGUGCCAGUCAGUGCCUCCUAUCAGUGCCAGUCAGUGCUGCCUAUCAGUGCCACCUAUCAAUGCCAUCAGUGCCUCCUCAUCAGUGCCCAUCAGUGCCGCCUAUCAGUGCCCAUCACUGCAGCCUCAUUAGCGCACAUAAGUGAAGGA
Molecule: messenger RNA, 260 nt
Organism: Staurois parvus
Lineage: Eukaryota; Metazoa; Chordata; Amphibia; Anura; Ranidae
Source: the annotation of a GenBank genome assembly